Molecule: messenger RNA, 534 nt
Organism: Hyphopichia burtonii NRRL Y-1933
Lineage: Eukaryota; Fungi; Ascomycota; Pichiomycetes; Serinales; Debaryomycetaceae
Gene: PSF3
Product: DNA replication protein
Exons: 1
Coding region: 1-534 (177 amino acids)
Biological process (GO): mitotic DNA replication initiation
Cellular component (GO): GINS complex
Source: RefSeq, a predicted model, not a curated record
AUGCCUAAUAACUACUACGAUUUAGAUGAUAUUCUAGCAGACGCAGAAAAACUUCCUUGCCGGUUUGAGUUGACUGUGCCUGGAUUAGGAUACUUAGAAGGGAAUCCAGGGAAGUCGAUUAAGAAAGAUACUAAACUUGAAUUACCUUUAUGGAUGGCCGAGUUCUUAGCUACGUGUUUAAUAAUGGGUGAUGAGAGCCCGAGUUUCAUACGGUUAGAGGAGCCAGAUUUCCUCAACCCGAAAGUUUUAAACGCCAUCAAGUCCAAUGCAACAAGUGUUGAUAUACACUCCAUUUUACCCAAUUUUUAUAAAUUGAUUGAAAAAUGGAGUACAAUGUUUGGAAAUACCGAGUUGAUUGAAAUAACGAUGCAAAUGUUGAAUGAGAGGUCAUUUGAAAUCAAUAACUACGCUAGUAAUACCAAUAAAAACAUCAAUAGUAAUUUUUUAUUUUCAUUAGAUGAAUUCGAAAAAUAUUUAUUCAAGGUAACAACUGAAAAUAAUAAACACAUGAGAAGAUGGAUAAAUGAGGAUUAG